AUGUUCGGCACCCUCAGUUUCAACACAGACACCGACACUAGUAUCCGAGCCUGCGACAAUUGCAGAUUGCGGAAAGUAAAGUGCCCUAACGUGAGCAACCUAGUGAAACCCAUCAAUGGCAAGUUCCAGCCGUGUGCAAAGUGCACAGAGCAAGCUCUCUGUUGUACUUAUGACCGAAUGGCCAAGAAGAAGGGCCCCAAGGUCUCUCCAAAGACUCUUGAUCUGGUUCUCAACCAGCCCUGGGAACUCACGGACCAGAUUGCCACGGUUCAUUUUGAAAAGGAGCAGCAGUUUGUUGUCAACUCGUCUCCGCCACCAUUGGAGAUCCAUGUCGAGCAGCCCAACCAAUUGCUCUCCACCGCAUUAACCAGCUACUUUCAAAACAACUACACAACGUACCCCAUCAUUGAUCUGGCAGACGACAAUGAGAGCUUACUGCAGGGGCUGCGACUGGCCAACAUGAUCCACAGCUACAAAAACGGAGUCGACAACGUCACACAGACAAGUCUGCUGGAUCAGGUCCAGCAAAUACACCUCAACCGGCUGUCAAACCCGUCGGACUCGGUCACCUUGCACUCCGUCUGCGACUCCAUCUUCAUACACAUGGCCAUGACCGCUUUGGGCAACACAAACAAGGCCAUGGUGUAUCUCAGCGAGGCCCAUAGCUACUACUUUCUGUGUCAGCCUACGGAAAACGAGCCGCGACGAAAACGAAUCAACUGCAUUCUCACCAGCCUGAGACUCGAAACCGGAGCACACCACUUGUCUACCGAGAUGCCCAGCUACUCUUUUAACGAGUUGACUUCCCUGCCCUACUAUGGCCCUCUUGCUCAUCUGUGUGACGACUCCUACAAUCACCAGGUCAUUUCUCUGCUUCUUUGGCACACCGCCAUGUGUGUCCAGAGAGGGCAUUAUUUUUCUUCCAAAGGAUGA
Messenger RNA from Yarrowia lipolytica CLIB122, 933 nucleotides. RefSeq lists its product as uncharacterized. The record is from RefSeq and is a predicted model, not a curated record. Gene Ontology annotation, molecular function: DNA-binding transcription factor activity, RNA polymerase II-specific; zinc ion binding. Gene Ontology annotation, biological process: regulation of DNA-templated transcription. Lineage: Eukaryota; Fungi; Ascomycota; Dipodascomycetes; Dipodascales.